CUGCUCCAGCUGCCGACACCACAGCAACUGAAAAAAAAGUAGAGCCAGAGGGGGAGAGAAAUGCUGCCGGACCUGUUGAUAUCACAGCAAUGACUUACAACACUCGCGGCGUGGAUUACAGAUUCUGCCACUCGGAGUUGGUGACACGGGAUUUGAAGUUUUGGAUUUUCUCUGUUGCUUAAAUGCUGUCGCUGGGCAAAAUGCACUCCAGAGCAAAAUCCCGGAGUUGUGACAACUACCUGAGUAUUAAGGACGCUGAGUCUUUGGACAACUGCAUCCAGAGCACCUUGUCUGCACUGUACCGUCCCUUCAGUGCCACUGCUGCCACCGUCCUCUGGCAGCUCUUCAGCGUGGUGGAGCGGCAGUAUCGUGGAGACGGACUCCGCUGCCUCAUCGACUUCCUGCUUCCUGCCAAGAGGAUCCUACAGGUCAUCCAAAAAGAAACCUGCGUGAGGUUCAGAGGCUUGCUGUUCUAUCAUGAGGGGUGGCCUCUCUGCAUCCACGAGAAAGUCGUCCUGCAGCUCGCCCCUCUGCACAAGGUUCGACUAAAGCAAGGAGACUUCUACCUACAAGUCGUCCCUUUGGGCCGCAAGGCUGCCAAGCUCGUGAUAAAAUGUUUGUCGGCCAGUGGGCAGGCCAUCGCCGAAAUCCCCAUCUCAGAGAGCAUGUAUGGCAGCGUCUUCACAGCUGAGUUCCUGCAGAAUGUAACGCGCGACCGGAACCUGCACCCGCUACAGAACUGCCUGCUCACCACCGGUACGGCCGUGUACAGGACGCCGUGGAAGAACGUGGUCAACCCGCUCUUUGUCAGCAGCACGGCGGACGCCAUCAUGCAAGCGCGCUGCAGCAGAGGCGGCUUCAGAGGCCACCUCAGCACCUGCAGCACCAGCGGAUCCACGGGGACGCUGGACAGCCACCGCAGCUCCAGGGAGUCGCUGCACUCCCAGGGAGCCGACUCCAUCUUCUCCGAGCCCACCUCCCCGAACAGAAACCACACGGACUCCAGCAGCGAGAGCCACGGAGCUGAUCCCGCUGCACCCGUCAUCAAAAUCGAAAGACCUGCCGAAGAGUGCGGCGUGGGACGGGAGAGCGAGGACAGCGGUGGACGGGACAGAGCGUCCAAGAUGCUCUCUUUCACCACAGACCUCAGUAACCCCGGUCCUCGACGCCGCCUCCCAAGAGACUCUGUGGCCUUCGAGAGCAGGAGACUUUUCAGGAAAUCCUACAUGGAGGCCCUGCAGAACCCGAUGAGCCUCGGUUCCAGCUCUGAGUCCAUCCUGGAGGAAAGCCCUGAGCACAGCACCGGCCUACGAGAGGCAGCGGUGACUCCGGGCAGCAGCCCCGACACCAGGACGUCUCCCAGGGAACACUUGUCUCGGAGGUUUGGUAGCCGGGGCUGGCUCAGCGGCGACGACUCCAGGCCCAGCACGCCUCUGCUUUACUUCCAGAGGGGCUUACGGAGCGCGGAGAGGCGGGCAGAAAGGAGGUCCAAGUCGCUGGAGAGGACUAACAAGGCAGGACAGGUCAAAGGCCACAGAGAACGCUCGUCGUCUGGAGGAUCUGCCAGCAUCUCCCCCAAAAAGCUAAUAAACGGUUACGCUCUUCGCUUCGGGAAGCUGGAUGUGGAGGCAGCAUUUCCUGGUACUGAGAGGAGAAGCAGCAAAGAGGAGACAGGCCAGCGUGAGGACGGCAUCAGCAGCGAGAGCAGGCGGCACAGAAAUAGUGGAGAAGAGCUGCACAGUCCUAAAGCUGCCAAUGGGACGGCCAUCAGACACGAGUGUAACGCAGUCUUCCCCAAACUGGUGUCAGAGGUCAAUCAAGAGCUGCUCACGUCUGGUGCUGUGAUCCUGCCAGGUAACCGAGACCGCGGUGGGAGAGCAGUGCUGCAGGUGUGCACGAGAGCUCAGGUGUGGGCAGGUGAGACCUGCACGGUCAGUGACCUGACCUGUUUACUGGGCUACUACUACUCAACUCUGCGGAAAGAAAGGCGUGAUCAAGGUCUCACUGUUGUAAUAGACAGCAGAAGGCAGCAGCCUGUUCCAGCUCUGUUGUCAUCUCUGUCUGAAUUUCAGGCUUUAGUACCAAAUGCACUUUACUCAGCUCUGUUCCUGGCGGACAAAGAGGCAGCAGCCAAACCCGAGAGAGACAUCAACGUACAGACUGAGACGCUGUCAUCUCUGAAGGCCCUGCUGAAGCACAUCGACCAAACCCAGCUCACACGAGAACUGGAGGGCACGUUCCACUACGACCACAACCACUGGAUCCACUUCAGACAGAAAAUCGAACCGUUUGCCAGCAGCUGCAGCGCCGCCAUCGCCUCCCUGCAGGAGUCCAUCAGCACACUGAGCGCCAGCAGCAACCUGAAGACCUCGAAGGAGGUUUCCGAGGUGAUCGAGCAGCAGAGGCAUCUGAUGAAGUGCGUGCUGGAUGACACCCGACUAAACAGACUGCGGUUAGAGGGAGGAACCGUACUCGCCAGAAUCAGGAAGGAGGAGGCCUGUGACAAUGAAAACUACAGGGAUGCUGUCGACAUGUUGAAUGCAUUGUACAACCAAGUGGACGAAGAGGUUCAUAAGCUUGUGAUUCUGUCCAACAAGUCACAGAAACAGCUGGAGAGCCUGCUGGAGGUGCGCAAGUUUGAGGAGCAGACACAGCAGAUCAAACUCUGGUUCAGCGUAGCGGGAGAGAAGCAGCUCACUCCACUGGAAUCGAUCACUCUGUCUGUAGCCAAAAUAAAGGAGAUGAAAGAAAGUUUGGAGCAGUUUCUGGAAGAGUCAGUGCACCAGCAGAGGCAUGGCCUGCAGCUGGUCAAAGAGUCUCCGGAGUCCCUUCCAGGUUCGGUUCUGCUCGACUUUAAACAACAUCUGGGUUCCAUGUUGAGCAGAGUGGAGCAGAGGAAGGCUAAGCUGGACACCCUGACCAACCUGUAUGAGUUCUACGACUCGGCCAACCAGUGGAUGGACCACUGUCAGGAUUAUUUCCGUCACCUGAGUCUGGACAGCACAGCUGGCAGAUUUUCUCCAUCCGUGGUGCAGAUCCUGCAGGAUUAUUGCAGCGAGGCUUCCAAGUUCUCCACGGAAAACUUCAGCACGCUCAAUGACAUGGUGCUCUCGGUGGAGAGUCCUCAGCAGCUGCAGCAGUGGAACUCUGUGUGGCACAAAUGUCAACAGACCAAACAGCAGCUGGAAGAGACUUUGGCUCAAGCCAUGACGGCAGCACCGAGCUCCGCAGCAGCCGAUACGUCGGAUCCUUUAAAGACUCCGGAAAGUCAGAUUGCGAGUCCAGAGCAGCUUGGAGCCAACGGGUGUGUGCGUUUACCCGGGGCGAUCACACCGCUGACUUUUGAGGAGAGCAAGAAUGACUCUAAUGGGCCUUUCUCCAAGAGCCCAUCCAGUUCCAUCUCCUCUUCAUCACACUUCACGUUCUCCCCCGACUCCGAGAGCAAACUGAGGCAGAGUCCGUCCAUGUUCGACGACACGGACAGCGACUGCACCAUCGACUCCACCAUCUCCUGCCACUCCGAGCCCAUCUACUCUGGAACCUCGCGGCUCCGCAAGCAGCCCAUGAAGAAGAUCAUGAAGAAGACCAUGAGCUACGAGCUGACCCCGAGAGACAGCGGCCACUCGGAUGUCAGCCACGUUCACGGCUACACGGGAGUCUACAUUAAAGGUUUGGAGGUGGCCAACAACGUGUCCGCGGAGAAGAAGCUGCAGAGGCCGGACGUGUUGAGCCCCGCGUUGGGCCGCAGUCGCAGCAUGUCGACGCCCUCCAGGACCCAUAACAGACGCAGUGACGGAGAAGGCAAGAAGCAGAGCAGUAAAGUGCAGCACAUCAUGGAUGAAAUGAUUUCCACAGAGCGGGAGUACGUUCGCUCUCUCAGCUACAUCAUCGAACACUAUUUCCCGGAGAUGGAGCGUCUCGACUUGCCUCAGGACCUGCGGGGGAAGCGCAGCAUCAUUUUCGGGAAUGUGGAGAAACUGUGGGACUUCCACAGCCAAUAUUUCUUGAAGGAGCUGGAGGCGUGCGCCCACUCCCCGCUGUCCAUCAGCAGCUGUUUCCUCCGACACGAGGAUCAGUUUGGAAUGUAUGCCCUGUACAGCAAGAAUAAGCCCCAGUCCGACGAUCUGCUCUACAGCCACGGGAACGAAUUCUUUAAGAACAAGCAGAUGGAGCUCGGGGACAAGAUGGACUUGGCGUCCUACUUGCUGAAGCCCAUUCAGAGGAUGAGUAAAUUUGCGCUGCUGCUCAAAGACCUGAUAAAGGAGUGCAGCCAGUCCCAGGAGCAGGAGCUGAGUGACCUCCGCACUGCAGAGGAGAUGGUCAAGUUUCAGCUUCGCCAUGGCAACGACCUGCUGGCCAUGGAUGCCAUUCGAGGCUGUGAUGUGAACCUGAAGGAACAGGGUCAACUCCGCUGCCAGGAUGAGUUCAUCGUCUGGUGUGGACGCAGGAAAUACCUUCGCCACGUCUUCUUGUUUGAGGACCUCAUCCUCUUCAGCAAGACCAAGAAGAUAGAGGGAGGAUACGAUAUUUACAUCUACAAACAGUCCUUCAAAACGGCAGAAAUAGGUAUGACUGAAAAUGUUGGCGACAGCGGCCUGCGUUUUGAGAUCUGGUUCCGUCGGAGGAAGUCACAGGACACGUUCAUACUCCAGGCCAGCUCUGCGGAGGUCAAGGCAGUGUGGACGGCUAUUAUUGGAAAGAUCCUGUGGAGGCAGGCGCUCAGGAACAGAGAGUUGCGUAUGCAGGAGAUGGUGUCCAUGGGGAUUGGAAGCAAACCUUUCAUGGACAUCAAGCCAAGUGAUGCAGCCAUCAGCGACAGAGCCAUUGACUACAUCAUGAAGGGGACAGAGUCCAGGACCAGGGCGUCCAUUGCAGUGCCAUCAUUCGAACACUGCACCUCAUUCAAGAGGCCUCACUCCACCAUCUCCAACAGCAGCACCUCCUCGUCCAGCAGCCAGUCGUCCUCCUCCCUGCUGGGUUCGCUCAAUCUCCACCUGUACUCCUCACCCUCUCACCCGCACACACAUCCGUACCCGUUAGGCAGCGUUUCCUCCUUCGCCCAGUGGCCCUACGACUGCAUCGAGGAGGACGAGCUGGAGCAGGACACUGGGAGUCAACCCUCCAUGAUUACGGAGAGCUCCGAGACUUCCUCCCAGUGCACCUCCAGUGACAGCGUAACAGGGCUCAGCACCCUCACCAUCCCCGGCCACACCGGCAUCACCAUGGACUCCUACAACAACAACAACACCACCGAGUCCUCCUCUUUCCUCUGCUCCUCCACUCCUCCCUCCUCCAUCGUGCCUCCAUCGAUAUUCCAGAAAGAUGAGGAUCUCCAGCAGCCGGGCACCAAGUUCAUCACAGCAAGCAAGACCUCUCAUAUAGCAGUAGGCCUCUCUACAGUGGUCUGAGGGGUUUUAGCUCACUGUGAAGUCCUCAAGCAGCAGUUUGUAUUUCGCAUCAAGAAGAUGGAAAAUAAGAGUCAAACUUCAGAGCACUAAGACUUUAUUGGCUACAACCCCACCAGUACAUGACAUUUCAAUAUGACACUGUAAAUUGAGAAAUGACACAAAAUAUACACUGUCAUGAUGGUACGUCAGACGUCUGUACAUUUGUUUUAAGGAACUAGGCACGUGUUUAUAUUGUAGAUGUAUUUUACAGAACAAAAAGUAGCAAAACAAUCCAGAAAAUGUCGUUCUUUUGUUGUCGCCAGUCCUGCGUUGUGAUAAAUUUGUACAGAAGAUUAAAAUGUUUUAAACAUA
Messenger RNA from Stegastes partitus (bicolor damselfish), 5759 nucleotides. It is a transcript of the gene plekhg4b, whose product is annotated as pleckstrin homology domain containing, family G (with RhoGef domain) member 4B. The transcript is spliced from 24 exons. NCBI's taxonomy places the organism in Eukaryota, Metazoa, Chordata, Actinopteri, Pomacentridae. Gene Ontology annotation, molecular function: guanyl-nucleotide exchange factor activity. Bases 183 to 5408 code for a protein of 1741 amino acids. The record is from RefSeq and is a predicted model, not a curated record.